Molecule: messenger RNA, 1732 nt
Organism: Gossypium raimondii (Peruvian cotton)
Lineage: Eukaryota; Viridiplantae; Streptophyta; Magnoliopsida; Malvales; Malvaceae
Product: 3-hydroxyisobutyryl-CoA hydrolase-like protein 3, mitochondrial
Exons: 10
Coding region: 292-1431 (379 amino acids)
Biological process (GO): L-valine catabolic process
Cellular component (GO): cytosol
Molecular function (GO): 3-hydroxyisobutyryl-CoA hydrolase activity
Source: RefSeq, a predicted model, not a curated record
UGAGCAGAACCGGACCAGAAGUGGAUGCAGUAACUGACACUGAUACAGUCAUGACAAAAUCAAAGUUAAACACUUCAACUACGAUAAAGCAUUUCCAUGUUUUGCUUAUCAGCGUCUAAAAACUCGCCACCAUAUCUUUCCUUGAGGUCUACACUAUUCUUGUUACCAAACAACCCCGCUAAUCGGCGGUUAUCCCCGCCACUGCUCGCUCCGCCGGUUCUUUGCUUGCGGUGACGCCUCGGAAGCGGUUCUCUCUAUCUGUUGGUCGUCGAAUUUCGAAACUUCUUCACCAUGGCUGGCGCUGAGGAUUUUGUUAAAGGAAAUGUCUAUCCCAACGGCGUCGCAAUCAUUACUCUCGACCGUCCCAAAGCCCUCAACGCCAUGAAUUUAGAUAUGGAUGUCAAGUACAAACAAAUUCUUGAAGAAUGGGAAUCGGAUCCAAAGGUCAAAUGUGUUCUGGUUGAGGGCAGCUCAUCGCGUGCGUUUUGUGCAGGAAUGGAUAUUAAAGGUGUUGUUGCUGAAAUCCAAAAGGACAGAAACACACCUCUUGUGCCAAAGGUCUUCACCGCAGAGUAUUCUCUAAUAUGCAAAAUUUCUGAGUACAAGAAGCCUUAUAUAUCAUUCAUGGAUGGCAUAACAAUGGGCUUUGGAAUUGGCCUAUCUGGCCAUGGUCGCUACAGAGUGAUAACUGAGAGGACUGUUCUUGCUAUGCCAGAAAAUGGAAUUGGUUUGUUUCCUGAUGUUGGGUUUUCAUAUAUAGCAGCACAAACACCAGGAGGGGGUUCUGUUGGUGCUUAUCUUGGAAUGACCGGGAAAAGGAUAUCAACACCUUCAGAUUCUCUAUUUAUAGGUCUUGGAACACACUAUGUGCCAUCUGGGAAUCUAGGUUCAGUAAAGGAAGCCCUUCUAGCCAGUACCUUCUCGGAGGAUCCACACAAGGAUGUUACAUCACUGUUGGCAAAAUACAGCAGUGACCCUGAGUCGGAAGCUCAAUUGAAGUUGCUUUUGCCUCAGAUAACUUCAUGCUUUAACGCAAAUAAGUCAGUUAAGGAGAUAAUUGAAGAGCUUAAAAAACAUCAACAAAGUACAGAAGCUUCAGUGGUCGAGUGGGCAAAUGAAGCUCUGCAGGGUCUCGGAAAGGGUGCUCCAUUUUCUCUUUUCUUAACACACAACUAUUUCUCUAGAGUUGCAUCUGGAUAUGGUAAACAGAACAACGAAUUUACGAUGCUAAAAGGCGUCAUGAAAACUGAAUACCGCGUUGCGCUACGGUCUUCUCUGCGGAAUGAUUUUGCUGAAGGCGUCCGUGCAGUCUUGAUUGACAAGGAUCAGAAUCCGAAGUGGAACCCUGCCACCGUAGACGAAGUUGACCAAAAGGAAGUGGAGGCAGUUUUUGAACCUUUAGGUCCGGGAAUCGAAGAGUUGAAAGUUUAAGGUUCACACUUCCACAUAAUCAAGUUCGCUUUCCUUGUUUUCGUUUGCGAAGAUGAAUGAAAGGUUCGUGGUUGUAGAAAUAUGAACAAUGAAGCUAAAGAAAAAUAAAAGAACAUUUACAAGCGCAACUACCUCAGUUUCUGGCAUGAAGGUAUGUUACGUAUUUAUAUACUUGGAUGACACUUAUGGCUUUAGUAAUAUUGUCAUGUUAAAGCACAUUCAUGUUUCCUAAGAUGUUACACUUUUGGACUGCCAUUACUAUAAUCAAAUCUUUAUGUUCAGUCAGUUUUAAGGCUGAAAA